AGCGCGCGGCCCCGCCGCCAUUUCGCUGCCCCGGAAGCGCUCGCGCGUCCCCCCCCCCCCCAUCCCGUGCCCGGCGGAACAUGGCGGCCGUGUCUGUGCUGCGCGCGCCCGCCGGCGGCUUCAGCUUCGACAACUGCGCUCGGAACUCGCUCCUGGAGGCCGAGCUCGCCCAGAAGGGGCUGCGGGUGCCCGCGCCGCGCAAGACCGGCACCACCAUCGCCGGCGUCAUCUUCAAGGAUGGCGUCGUCCUCGGAGCGGACACGAGAGCGACUGAGGGGAUGGUUGUUGCUGACAAGAACUGUUCGAAAAUACACUUCAUUUCCCCUAAUAUCUACUGCUGCGGUGCAGGCACAGCUGCAGACACUGAGAUGACAACUCAGCUGAUCUCCUCCAACCUGGAGCUGCACUCCCUGUCCACGGGCCGGCUCCCACGAGUGGUCACCGCCAACAGAAUGCUCAAGCAGAUGCUGUUCAGGUACCAGGGCUACAUCGGGGCCGCGCUGGUGCUGGGGGGAGUGGACGUGACGGGCCCCCACCUGUACAGCAUCCACCCCCACGGAUCCACCGACAAGCUGCCCUACGUCACCAUGGGUUCUGGAUCGCUCGCGGCCAUGGCAGUGUUUGAAGAUAAAUACAAGCCAGACAUGGAGUCUCGAACAGAGAAUGCAACUAAAAGUCUUCAUAUGCUCCUCAUUUUUGUAAUGCAGCUGCUGUGGGUCCUUUCCUCCCCUGAAGUGCACUGUGGUUUCAGCCUCCUGUGUGACUGUGCACUUGGCAUGUGUGCCAUCCAUGAAAACAUGGACUGCAAAUCCCUGGAAGCAGCAGCUCCAGCACAAUAGUCCUCUCUCCAAGAUACAAAUGGCAAAGAGCUGUGCUGUGGGACUAAAGUUUUCAUUUAUUCCCAGCUAGCUUUCAAGCUUAGAUUUUAAGUCAUUUCUUGUGUAAGAGCAACCGAAAAAGGCACCAAAAACUGGUAAAUCUCUAAAUUUUCCUAUUUAGAAAGGUCAUCCUCAUUAAACUGUCUUCACACACAACCAUAAGUGGCAGCAGAUAGUCACUUAUAACAAGCAUGUAGAAAUGCAGCCUACCAAUUUGUUGAAAUAGAUAUUUAGAUCUUUGGGACUUGCAUGCACCUUAACCCUUCCAGGUUUUCCUGGAUAAUCUGUUAUCUAAUAACAGUUCAGGAAUUGUGUUAACCAAACCAGCAAAGUUUCAUGUGAUAAAGUUCAACGGUACUCUUAAACACUUCCUCAUAUUCUGUUAUGGCUGGGAGUUUGUAUUUACAUUCUAAGUCAGAUGUGGGAUUUUUUUUCUCCAAUAAAUAAAUAAAAUAACAAAUAUUUCUAUUGAAAUUAAUCCAAAUUAAAUCUGAAACAUGCUAUGUAUAUUUUACAUAAAGCUGGCUACGAAAUGGCAAUGAAGAUAAAAUUGCUGGAGAUUCAGUUAAUAAAAUUGGUAGAAAAUUA
Haemorhous mexicanus (house finch) is the source of this 1466-nucleotide messenger RNA. RefSeq names its product proteasome 20S subunit beta 7 (gene PSMB7). The coding region runs from base 81 to 839 and encodes 252 amino acids. Gene Ontology annotation, molecular function: threonine-type endopeptidase activity. The record is from RefSeq and is a predicted model, not a curated record. Gene Ontology annotation, cellular component: proteasome core complex. The transcript is spliced from 8 exons. Lineage: Eukaryota; Metazoa; Chordata; Aves; Passeriformes; Fringillidae.